Messenger RNA from Adelges cooleyi (spruce gall adelgid), 1902 nucleotides. Its product is annotated as RNA-binding protein 45. The record is from RefSeq and is a predicted model, not a curated record. The transcript is spliced from 12 exons. Gene Ontology annotation, cellular component: cytosol. Gene Ontology annotation, molecular function: mRNA binding. NCBI's taxonomy places the organism in Eukaryota, Metazoa, Arthropoda, Insecta, Hemiptera, Adelgidae. Bases 363 to 1625 code for a protein of 420 amino acids.
AUUAUAUUGUAGUAAACACUAAACAGUCAAAUUUUCCCGCAUGGCACGAAAAGUUAGAUAAGCUCCCGGCUCCUCCGUUUAAUGCAAAGUGCCGUUCUAACCGUUACCGAGCUGUAACGCUUUUUUUCUCUCUCGUUUCCAAGUAUCUACCGGUAUAAACCUACAUUAUUUGUCUAUGUAAAUUAUACUAUUAGAUAUAAAUCAAUGGUUACAGCGAAUUUUUUGUUAAUUAUAUCGAAGUAGCCGCCGACGGAUUGUGGUUGAGAAUAGAUGAACAAAAUGAUACCAAUGAGCCAGAAAAUUCAAGAAUAUUUGUUCUAUACGACAAAAACAAUCCAAUAUCAGAGAAUGAAUUCAGUGACAUGUUUGGCAAAUUUGGAGUUGUGCAAAAUAUUUACAUAGUAAAGGAUCGCAACAAUGACAGUGUUAAAGGUGUUGCUUAUAUUAAAUAUUCAAAAGCGUCAGAAGCUUUCAAAGCUAUUGAGGAAAUGAAUGGUUACAAAAUGGAGUCCACACAUCGUCGUAUGAAAGUAUUAAUGGCAACAAGUCCCGGACAAACCAGAAGCACUUCAGAAAUGGAAUACAAUAGAUUGUUUGUAUUUGUACCAAAAUCAGAAAAAGAACCAGAUUUAGAAAAUUAUUUUAGCCAAUACGGAGAUGUGUCCAAAGUUCACAUUGUCACUAAUAAAGAUUCAGGAGAGUCUAAAGGGAUUGCUUUUAUUACAUUUAAUAAAGCUUCAUCAGCUGCUCUUGCCAUUGAACAAUGUGGAUCAAACUACAAAGCAGUUUUUGCCAAACCAAAACAUGAAGAUGGUCCUUCUGCAUACCCAACUCAAACUUAUAAUAGACAUUCCGAUUCUAAAAAUGUAGCAAGUAACUAUGCUCUACUCGCACCGUCUUCUCUUUCUCGCCGGGAUGAUCCUAUUAUAUUAAAUGCAUAUACAUCACCAAUUGUUACUUACAAUGAAUUAUAUAGAAUACUUAAUAUUGCACCUGAAUUGGAACAAGUGAAGGAACUGCCAAGACAACAAGGCUAUGAAAAAAAAAUGUUUCAAGUAGUGUAUAAUACAGCAUCUGCUGCUGAUCAUGCAGUUAACAGAAUAAACGGAUUUGAAUAUCCCCCUGGUCAUCCUAUAAUGUUGGAGUUUAGUAGUAGCACUUCGCUAUCAAUUCCGUCUGCAGUAGAUCCAUUAGUUGCUAGUAAGAUAACAAAGGACAUAGAGGUACUCUCUAGUACUGUAAAUAAAGCUUUAGCUGUGAUUAAAGAAACCGCCGAAAGAUUUAAGAUACCAGAUGAGUACAAUUCACCUUCAGCACCUAAAAGAAGAAGUGAAAUACCUCUUUUGCAAUCGCCCGAUAAUAUAUUUAGAUUAUUUUUUGUAUGUAAACCAGUUAUUCCAUCAGUGAGGUUAUUAGACGAGACGUUUAGAAUGUUCAAAGGGCUGAGAAAUAUUAACGUAAUCGACGGCAAGAAUUAUGGCUAUGUCACAUAUGACAACCCGGAAAGUGCAACACGAGCUAUCGACUACCUAAACGACAAUAAACUAUACAAUAGCCGUUUGAAAGUCAUGGAAGCUGAACCAAGAGAACCAAACCGUAAACGAUUGAAACAAGAAACUGUAUAAUUCAAAGAAGACAGUACAUAGAACACACAACAAAUUUAAACGAUUUUCUAACCCACUAAAACUACAGAUACUUGUGUUUGUCUACAAUGACAAGAUAAUACAUCACAAUUCAACCAAUUUCAUUAGACACUACGAGAUAUCCAACAACUGUUACACUGUGGACAAAAACCAUUCUUAAACUAACUAACGAAUAUGUGUACACCAUCAUCUAUUCAGUUGGCCCCAAUUUAUUUGCAUUGUUAAGGCUGGGAACACUUGGUAUUAAUAGUGUUAAGUA